Messenger RNA from Perca fluviatilis (European perch), 8416 nucleotides. It is a transcript of the gene tspan9a, whose product is annotated as tetraspanin 9a. Bases 786 to 1811 code for a protein of 341 amino acids. The record is from RefSeq and is a predicted model, not a curated record. The transcript is spliced from 7 exons. Gene Ontology annotation, cellular component: membrane. NCBI's taxonomy places the organism in Eukaryota, Metazoa, Chordata, Actinopteri, Perciformes, Percidae.
GAAGGAGGGCAGUGCUCUUGUUGAGAGAUAGGGAAUGCCCGUAAAUUGCGUCUGCCGAUAAUAGCGCAUCAGCCAGAGCCCUGCGAUUGGGAGAGCAGAGCGCUGGCAGUGCGGAGGACUGAGCCGCUGAGCACAGAAUGGUACACUAGAGAAGACAGGCACACUUAGAAAGAGACAGACAGAGAGAGAGAGAGAGGUAGAGUGAAGGAAGAGAGAGCGCAUCAGAGCAUGCUGAGGAGAGGUGGACAGGGAAGGAUCAGAGCAGUGGAGAGUGGACGGGAGAAAAGUUACCAGGUCAGCAAGAGAACGUGGAAUUGGAGCAGCUGAGGCUCACCCGGGGGUCUCUCUCCCACUGGAACAGCCUGGCAGCAGUAAGCAGCACAGAAGGAGAGUGAUAUUAAGAGUGGACAGAGGUACUGUAACUUCUUCCCCAGGAAAGAAAGUGCAAAGGCGAUGGUAAUGCUCCUCAUAGGACUCUCCUGCACAGCAACUUCAGGACUAUCACAGCAAGACAGCAGCAGCAAGCAAAAUACACUUAAGCCUGCAGAGGCGCCUGAUACGUGCAGUUCCACUCACUUCUGUGCUGAAGACUUUCUUACCCAACUGUGUGCUUUGAGGUGGAUGUAGUUGUGUUUCUGUGAGGCUUUUAUCUUUUUUUAUUUUUUUUUAUUUUUUGCUUCGGUGUGCAAAGCAGUGGAGACUCGUGUUGUUCUGUCCUGUCAUCCCUGAGACUAUGGUAGACUGUGCGUCAGGGAGCCCUUCAUCAGCAGCUGCAGCCCUAGAGCAUGGAGAAGUCCAGCAGUGAGGAGUCAGCUAUUCACCGUAGCCCUUCCGUAGAUAGCCGUGACUCAGAUUUUGCCCAAGCGUCCACGUCUGGCCGCCCGUUUGGUGGCCGCGGCUUCACUGCCGGCGCAUUCUACGGCUCCACGGGGCCGCGCAAAAACGCACAGCAGGGGCAGGCUGCAGCGGCAGCUGACGCCAGCGCAGGAGACAAGACCACCAACAAGUACAGCUCACCCAAAGGCAGCAAAUACGUGGUCUUUUACCUGGAUCUAUCAUUUGUCUUCCUUUUAGAAUUCAAGAAGUGCAACAUGGCAAGAGGCUGCCUCUGCUGCUUGAAGUAUAUGAUGUUCAUCUUCAAUCUCAUCUUCUGGUUAUGUGGCUGUGGGCUGCUCGGCGUGGGCAUCUGGCUCUCUGUGUCGCAGGGCAGCUUCGCCACCUUCUCGCCCUCAUUCCCCUCACUGUCGGCUGCCAACAUGGUCAUCGCCAUCGGCGCCAUCGUCAUGGUAACGGGCUUUCUCGGUUGCCUGGGUGCCAUCAAGGAGAACAAGUGCCUGCUUCUGAGCUUCUUCAUUGUCCUGCUGAUAAUUCUCCUGGCAGAGCUGAUAUUGCUCAUCCUGUUCUUUGUGUACUCAGAUAAGGUGAGCGAGAACGCCAAGCAGGAUCUCAAGGAUGGGCUGGCUCUCUACAACUCAGAAAACAACAUAGGCCUGCGAAAUGCCUGGAACAUCAUCCAGGCAGAGUGGAAGUGCUGCGGCGUGAUAGCAUACACCGACUGGCAUGAAGCCCUGAAGGAGAAGAUGGUACCUGACCGCUGCUGUCAGGAGCAUUACCAGAACUGUGGCCAGAACUCCACAAACAUGUUCUGGAACAGGGGCUGCUUCGAGAAAGUGGAGGAAUGGCUGGAUGACAACAAGCACCUGCUGGGAACCAUCGGCAUGGUCAUCUUGGUAGUGCAGCUCCUGGGCAUGGCGUUCUCCAUGACGCUGUUCCACCACAUCCACAGAACGGGGAAGAAGUACGAUGCUUAGCCUUGGGGAUGGAGGCACCCAACGGAGAGGAGCUGCACUGCCUGAUGGGAUAAGACUCGGAUUGAAACACCCCGGCUUCCCCCCUCACUUUUACAACCUCUUUAGAGCAUUCUUUGCCCCUUCCCAGACCUUCUGUACAGAUUCCAGCUGUGUUCCCACUCUGUUCUGCUCUCUCCUCUCACCACUCAUUUUGCCAAAGAGUUAACACAACUGGAAAAGACGGGACACCUACUUUUGGCAAGGAAGAGCACCCCAUUGGUUGUCACUCCUCUCGAGGACAUUUCUAUUUGAUUUUGUUGUCAUUUUUUGCUUGGACUAACAAUUUGCUGGAAGGAAGGACAGACUUUGAGACAAUGAAGACUUUACUAAUGCCCACAACCCCCCACUGCGAGGCAAAGCGAACAUAUGAAACUGAUAAUACCUUCCACCUCUUGUGGAGCUCCUUUUUCCUCAUUGAUUAAAGUCAAGCUCCCUUUUUCACCUGUAAAAUGAAAGAAGUUCCAACAUGGCAUGCUAGUUUUCUACUUUACUUAUUUACCUUUGUCGUCCAAAUGUCAAACAUCUUCAUUUUUUUCUUGUUUCUUUGUAUGUCGUCGACCCUCCUGUGGAAUGUAAGUGUUGAAUAGAUCAGUGCAAUGAGCUCUCAGCUGUGUGUGUGUGUGUGUGUGUGUGUGUGUGUGUGUGUGGGGGAUUUGACAUGAUGCUGCAGCGGUGGGUUAAAGACGUGGAGAUGGUGUUUAAUGUAAUCCAUGAUUCAUAUAUUUUUCAUUCGGCAAUAGAGAGUUAGGUAAAGGCUGCGUGAUGGAGGAACGUCAUGUUAGCGUGAGAACUUGUCAGUGGAUUUAUUUUACACAGAAUUCUGCAGCAUCCUCUGAAAAACAAAUUGUAAUGCACACAUCUGCCUGUGAAAACACACACACACACACACACACACACACACACACACACACACACACACACACACACACACACAACACACACACACACACACACACACACACACACACACACACACACACACACACACACACACACCAGCAGUAUUCCCAUUCCUAUGAGACAAUACAAAUGGUGUAAAAUGGCUGUUUAUUAGGGCUCCACCAGGACUGUCAAGUGAAGAGAUCUGAGUAAUGUAGUUCCCCCUUCGAGAAUACAGACUGAAGUGUGUGCGUGUGUGUGUGCGUGUGGCUUUUCGGGUGUGUUUUAACAAAUUGUCCAAGCUGCAGAAGGGACAAAAAACCACUGCAUACUGUAGAAACACGGAGCAAAGCAAGGGCACAAGGGGCAAAAACAGAGCAGAGACAUGUCUCCCUGCUACCAUCAAUUGUGUUAGCGGAGGCGGCUAGAGACCUUCUCUCCUAUAUUCUUGAGAUCUCAUCCAUUUGCUCUGCCCUCCUUACUCUUCCUCGCUCUGGCUGUCGACUCCUCCCUGCCUCCAUUUUUCUUUUUUUCACCCCAAUUUUCUUCCCACAUGUCAGAAAGCAAUGGGCCACAAUAUCUCUGCUGACAUUCCUGCUCAUCACAUCAGUUAGUCUGGUUUGCAACUUAACUGGUUUUAUGUAAGCUUCCUUUUCUUGCAGCCACAGUGGAUUUGGGGAAGAGUGUAGGAGGAUCAAAGCAGAGACAGAUAGGUAUGGCAACAUGUCUGUUUACCGCUGAUUCACUGCAGGAGGCCUAAAGCAUCAGCCUGCAUCCUUAAGACUGAAAAUACUCUGCAUCUUCUGUGGCGACUUAAAGAAAAUGCCCUCCAGUGUGUUUGCUCUCGGCUUCAACAUUUCUCCGAGAUUGUGAGAGGCGGGGGUGUAAAAUACAAGCUUAUUGUUCUAGGUUUGUUUCAGUUCCGGCCGUCGUUUGGUUAUGAUUCGUUGUCAUCAGUUUAUGAUAAUGUACUUAACACAGUGAACGAAAUUUCAACAACAGGGCAAGAAACAAGCAGUCAGCCGAUCAGACAGGUUGUGAACAGUUUAACCAAAUUAGCUACCAUUUUAUUCAGAAAACGCGUCAGUGAGUGGUCAGCAAUAAUCCCGCGUUGCACAGGAUAACUGUCCGCACAUUUACAGCAACGGGUCAAAGUUAAACCGGAAAGUCAGUCUGAAAACUCUAUUGUAUUUUUUUUUCAAAACUGUUCACAUUUGUUUUCUCUUCCAAAUAAGUUUGGCUAUUCUGGGAAAUCUACAUGAUCGUCUGACUGCUCAUGUUCCUUCGUAGAUAACCGGAAUGAACAGGCCUCACCCAGUAGGAAAAGCACAGGGUGUAAAUAAUGAAAUGAAUUAUGGCCGAAUUCCAUUUAGCUGCUUUGAUUUCAGAUUCCUGGUAUCGUGCGAGGAGGCGUCAUCAUUGGAUUAAAACACGGCGCAGUAAAAUCUGGUCUUUGCCGAAAGCCUCAAUAGCUGAUUGAUUCGUUUCACUUGGGUCGGAAUAUAUUUUACACGGAAAAAAUAAACGUAUGUCGCCGCCAUUCGAGUGUACCCGAAAAGUUCUGUGAGGCUGAGCGCACCCAAAGAGCACCUCAGCGGACUCCAUCGCUUUAUUUUGUCACCUUCUUCUUUUCCUAAACCCAACCAUGACGUUGUUGUCCCGUUAUUGUUUUCCUAAACCCAACCGUCCCGUUCUUCUUUUCCUAAACCCAACCCGUUCGUCGUGAUGCGAAUUCCUCGAGCCGUCUUUCCUGCUCCGUCUCUGUGUCGCUCUUACACUGUUGCCCCUGGCAACCGAUAACGUAGGAUCCCAAAAUGGUGGGCGGGCUCAGACACCUCCCCAAAUCGUCACGUGACCGCAAGCUACCAUGACGUAUGUCCUCAGACUUACACGCGGACAGCUCAAAGGCGAACAGAUAAGACGCCACUUGGCUUUAGAAAGUGGCGUGUAUGUUUACGCAAAGUCAUGAUGUCACGUUGGGGAGUGUGUGUAAAGGGGGCAGGGAGAGGGCGGUUAACAGUAACAAAUUUAAAAUUAGAUAGGAGUCAAGGUAUCGGCUGCAUUUCCAAGUAGGGCUGAACGAUUUUUUCACCACUGUGACCAAAUCGCAGCCCUUGCGAUUAGGAAAUCGUGUUUUAACAUAUUGCGAUAUUAUUGCAAAUGUGAUUAAUCGUUAAUCGCCCUAUUUGCAAGUUUUAAGACAUAGGCCUGAAUCAGACAAUGCACAGGCAAUUUACCGAAACCCCUGAAGUCUUGAAAUAAAGUCGGGAGUCCUCUUUAUCCGAGACGAGGCCGAGUGAGAGUUUUCAAUUACCCUGGCUAAUUAGACCCAUCCAUUAGGAGAAUUUUAAAGGGCACUGUGUGGUGCGUAAAUUCCACACUCAGAUACUAAAAAUACAAGAAAGACAGUAAGAAUAGCGCAUUAUAUAGCAAACGGGGGGUGAUUUCAGACACAGACCAUUUUUCUGGCUUAGGCACAGAAAAGACAUCCCUGUUGCUCUGAUUGGCUCGUCUGUUCCUCCAACAAUCAAAAAACAGCCGUCAAUGAGUACAAUAAGACUUUAUUAUAUAAGUCCUAGAGUCCUAGAACCAGGCUAUGUGUUUCUUUUCUCAUCAGACUUCCCAGAUCGCUGCAAAGAACUUGCAGUACUAUUACUGAUAGGAAUGACGGCGCCAAACUACAAAAAUAAGACUAAGUUGUAAACGGAGAUAAUCAGGACAGGUUUGUUUGCUGCUGUUGGAUACCGAGUAGAGCAAUCACUGAGACCAGAAGUGGCUGCGUUCUAAAUUGUAUCCAAAGGUAAUCAUUGACAGGAGAGUUUGUAGCUUUUGGAUGAAGCCUUUGGAACUCAGACUCUGUGCAUUGCUUCUACAUACGCCAACAAGUGACAAAGCGUUACCCACCAAGAUUCACUUAUUAGACAUUCUUCCAGUCUGGCAGCCUGUAUGCCUCAGAGUACCACCAGAAGUUAUUCUUAACAGGUUGUUUUUUUUUAGUGGUUUGAUGACGACUUAAUAUAAGAGACACUUAGAGAAGAGGUCCCUGCAUCGGGGAGGAAAAUAUGUGGGCUGUGAUGUGCAGCGACCCUGCUGGCUGUGAUUCACUGCCUGCCCCCAUAUGCUACGACUCUUCUUGUUGUGUCCACGGGGGGAACACGACAGCUGCUGAUGUACAGCGCAAGCACGAGUGGUCACAUCUCCACCGCUUGGCUGCCUCCACAAACUCUCCACACACAUCCCUUAUUUACUGCCUCGCUCUGCAGACACCCGGCGCUACAUAUACAGUAGCUGGCAGCACUUACACUGUGGAAAUACAGCUGUGCUCUUUAGACGCCUGGAAGCAGCUGUGAGGUAUGUCCUGCACCCGGGAGGGGGUCAUAGGAGAAAUAGCUGUAUCUGGUAUGCAAAUCAGACUGCAUUGUAACCCUCACUGCAGGGAAGAAGUUCAGAAAGAAAAAAAAAAAGCCGAGAUAAAUAUUUUGUUGUGCUGCUUUGCCUUGCAUUGGGUGGGAAAGUGUUUAAACGCAGGUGUGACAGAAAAUGUGAGAAUGGAGAAAAGUGGAAAUAAAACAAAUCCAGUGUCUGUCUCCAAAUCUUACGUCAAACUUCAUAGAGCCUCUUUGCCCCCGACUGAUCUGACUGUGCUGACAUUCUGACAUUUUCUCCUCCGUGUGAACUCCCUUCCAGCUCUGCCACUGUCACCUAGAUUUUACGCUGUUGUCAGAGGAAAUGUUCCUUCGUGUUUUUAGAAUGCAGGGAUGAAUGCCGUUUUAACAAAAGCUGUUUUAAUGUUAUUUUUGUACAAUGGUUGUCGCCGUUUUAAUGUCUGUUUUUAUACGUUUUUCUUCUUGUAGGCCGUUUUUUUUGUUGGUUUUUUUGCAUUCGUGACAGAGGCUCAUUGUUGCUCAUUGUGAGAACAUAACACCAAUAAGCAUUUGUUUCAUAGAGGAUUAGUCUUUGCGAUGUUCCUCUACAAGGUGCAAAAAAAAAAAAACCGCCUUUCUGUCUUAACAUUGCUACAGGCAGUUAAAGCAAUUAAGUCAGAAUUAAUAGAGAGGGAAAAUUUGGCAUAUAGCAUCGGGUGAAGCCCACAAAAGACAUACUGCACGCUUGUCGCCGUGCUUCUCUGUAUUAAGACCUAGUUUAAUUAAAUUAGGACGUGCAGCUAUAAUCUGCAGUAUGUCUUUUAAAACUGCCAGUGUAAGAACCAUUAUGUAUUGUAGAGCAUGAUCUAUUAGACACUGUACAACAACACCGAGCUCAUGUCACUGCAGUAUAUCAGCCCUGUACGUUAGCCCCGGAUGUAAAUAUGCCCAUUUUACAACUGAUGUAACUUACUGUUAUACUUUACCUCUGCCUCUUGUAAUCACAUUUGCAUUGACAGUUUAAUUGCCAUUUUGAAUUGCCUAACAACCCAUGCUAUUUUGUGCUCAUUUACAGACAUAUCUGCCACCCAUAUGUUAUCCAUUCUCUCAUGUUUGAUAGUUGUUCUGCCUCUGUGCAGGACCGGUGUCAAUUUGUAUAAAUUUGUGUUAUUUGUCAGUAUGGUUUUAUCUGCAUCUUGUAGUAAGACACAUUUGUUUCUGUAUAUAUAUACUUUUUUGUUUUUUUUUGGGGGGGGGGUAACAGGAGUGUUUCCUGUUAUCCAUGGAAGCACUCCCAGUAAACCACAGAGCUGGUAAAGGAAGAAUGCACAUGCAGUCAUUGGGUUUUGUCUGCUGUGAAGAAUUUUGACACAUAGAAGCUAUUUUUUAUUUUAUUUCAAUUUUUUGCCACCUUCAACAUAUUAUUUCUGUAAUCUCCUCCUAAUCCUUCCCCCGUGCUACAGCUGAAUAUCUGAGCAGUGGAAAUGUAUGCUCUGGAAAUGGUGUGUUUGAUGUUGUGUUCUGCUGGGUGGCACUAUCUGAUACCUGCCAGCCUUGUCCUGUGGAGUUUUCUGCUACAUGUGAAAGCACUCUGAAUAUCUAUACUAGGUGGUUCACUACCUUCUCUUUAUUCUCCAAAUCAACUAUUUUUUAAAUAAAGAAAAGAGUGUCACAAAAUCCCACGAUACCGUACACUCAUUGCCUUUCAUGUUUAAUGACUCGGUGCUCCUGAUGUAUUCCCUUUUUAUGCCACUGUCAAUUAUAUAGGCAGCAUUUAAACAGUGUUUGAUGCUGAUUUUUCAAAUUUUUUUUGAGGGGGUGGGUGGUGGUGUGGGGGGGGGGGAGGUUGGAAGACAGUACUUGGCAUUAAAAAGCAAAGUUUUGUCACAGCAUAUCCCAUGGUGUAUUGAAUAAAAGAGAGUGGCAUUGCCGCCCUUAAAAUUGCCUCUUUUUUUUUUUUAAAGAAUAACAAAACCUGCGGUUGUCCUAUAGACGCUGAGAAUGGUAGUCGAGCAGAGUUUUAUUUUUAUUUUUUUAAAGAACAAAAGGGAGAUGAUGAAAGUGGGAAUCAUCGCCAAUUUGUCUCUCGUUUCUACAGCAUGGAGUGAGCAGCAGAGUAUUUUUGUACGGCGCUUUAUCCCUUUUUUUAAACCUAAUUGUUAUCAGGCCCAUGUGUGAUAGUAAGUGGAGUUGUGCCAUUCCAUCCUGGCUUUUUGUUUUACAUCACUGUUCUUUCUAUGCAAAAAAAUAUGACCUAUUUUAGCCUUUGUACAGAUUAUUUUGUAUUAGUAACAUGUACUGAAAUAAAGCAAACAGAAUCAA